AACCCCUUCGUCUCCUUGCGUUUGAACCUAUACUUUUGAAUUCGCUGACAUCACCAACUGCUCCUGUCUCAAACCCUAGGUGGAAGAGUCUCUGCAUUUUCCUCGCUAUUCAUUCCUUUUUGGCUCAAUGUUUCAUUGAUUCUUCAUUUUGUUUGGAUUUUUUGUGCUGAUAACUUGAAUUAGUUGAGUUCAAGGGGUCAAGGUAGUUGUAUAAUCAUGCUGAUUUUUAGUUGUCGAUGAAUAUACAGAGACCAAGAGAAGGCCGUGAUCCAAAAGCCUAACGCAACUUCCAGGAGUUGAUUUUUUUUGGGGAAAAAAAAAAGCGACUGCCCAACAAAAACGUCAUCGUUUCGGCGAGAUACACACUCUGCGUCUUGCUCCGCAGACGACUUGAACGUUUUUAGUCUUAGUGCUUUGUUUCAGGACCUUGCCUUGUAAGCCAGAUCUUCUAGGGUGCUGGACUCGGCUCCAGUACUAGCAAUCGCCUCGCAAUGGAAUAAGGAUUCCUUUAUUAGGGGAUUUUAUUUUCUUUCUACUCAAUUUUCUCUCUCCGCCAUGGCCAACAACUCCAAAGAAGAGCCCAGAACCGCUCCCCAAUCUGAUCGCUGGUACAAUCUCACGCUUGGUCCUUCCUUCAAAGAUGAAUCUUCCAACAAAUACUGCACUCUGCGUUAUGAAUUUAAACCGGCUUCCGUUGAUAAGACUAAGCCAGGAUUACUUCGCAAGACCAAGGAAAAUAGGGUCUCUGUGGAAUUUCAGAAUAACCAAAUUGGAAAACCUAAGGUGACAUUUGAGGGGAGUAGCGAGGAAUACAAGGAAAAUGAUGCUGUAUUGUUCUUUGAUGGCGAGACAUUCCGAUUGGAGCGGCUUCAUAGGGCUGUAAAGCAACUGCGGCAUCUUCGCUUGCCUGGUGAGUCUACAGCUGCUGCUGCUGCUGCAGCUGUGGCUGCUCCAUCCGGGCCAGCUUUGGAUAUUCGGUCAUCUCCUAUUGGGAAGCCCACAAAACCCCCAGCUUCAAGUAGAAGCUCGGUUCAACCAAUUGAGGUGGAACGUAUUGAUAUUGGUGAACCGGAGAAUACUGGUAUCAAAUCUGGUGGUGCAAAGGUGUUGGCUGAUAAUCCAACUGAACCACCUACUGUUGGUACCACCUCACCAGGCAAAAAUGAAGUUGAGGAACAUCAAGAUAUAGAUAUUGAUGAUCUUUUUGGUAGUGGAUCACCUGAGGAGGACAAUAUUGUUGAAGAAAAAGAUAAUGUUGGAUUUGACAUGAAUAUUCCCCAUCAAAAUGACACUGAUGAUGAGAUUGCUGAUGUUGAUGAUAGCGGAGAUGAGGUUGACAAGGGACCCAAUGCUGCAGAAGCUCUCAGAGCCCAGGUGAAUGCUGAGGGGAGGGAUGAACAGUCUUCUAGUUCUACCAGUAGCAGUGGAAGUGGAAGCAGUGGGAGCGGGAGUGGUAGUGGGAGCAGCAGCAGCAGCAGUGACAGCGAAGGCAGUGAUGAAGACUCAGUUACCUCAGUCUGAGAGAUUGGGUCAAUGGUGUUGUCUUCCCUUUCCUCUUUUGGUAAUUCCAUGCAGAUGAUUCAGACAUAGAAUGCCAAGUUGGUAUUUAUUAAGUAGUGCUGGGCUUAAAGCCAUUCAGAAGAGUUGGGGGGGGGGGGGGGGGGAUGUAUUUGGUAAGUAAUGCCUGGCUUACCAUCCUGGUUCAGAGGGGAGGGAAUUUGUUAACCUUGAUGCCGAUGUGAUUAUCAAUUUGGUGGGGGUGUUCAAUGAUUUGAUGUAUGAAAUAUUCUCUUAUAAUCCUGUUAUUUUUGCAUUGAUGUUCAAAUGUAAAGCUGAUUUAAAGGUGGCAGUAA
This is a messenger RNA of Neltuma alba, 1853 nucleotides long. Its product is annotated as ELL-associated factor 1. Gene Ontology annotation, molecular function: transcription elongation factor activity. Gene Ontology annotation, biological process: transcription elongation by RNA polymerase II. Lineage: Eukaryota; Viridiplantae; Streptophyta; Magnoliopsida; Fabales; Fabaceae. The transcript has 4 exons. The record is from RefSeq and is a predicted model, not a curated record. Gene Ontology annotation, cellular component: super elongation complex. Bases 556 to 1521 code for a protein of 321 amino acids.